AAUAAGCAUAAUAUAAAUAAAUUUGUAUUUGAAAAGUAUAAGAUAUGUUAGAAGGAAUGAAUGAUGAACGAUUUCUUGUUAGUGGUUGGGAAGACGAUUUAAAUGACAUCGACGUUUCGCGGAAUCCUGAAGAACUCUCAGAAAAAAACUUCAUGCUUGCUUGCGAAAAUGGCAAUUUAGACCAAGUCACGCGUCUCAUAGAAGAAAAUCCGAAGUUAAUCAACUCCACAGACAAGGAUAAAUACACACCUCUGCACAGAGCUUGCUAUAGCAAUCAUGUUAACAUUGUCGAGUAUUUGUUGGAAAAAGGAGCUAAUAUCGCGGCGGAAACGGAAAUGUCCUGGCAACCGUUACAUUCUUGUUGCCAGUGGAACAAUGUUAAAUGCGCUGCGGCUCUAAUUAGACAUGGCGCUGAUGUAAAUGCUAAAUCAGACGGAGGACAAACUCCUCUACAUAUAGCCGCAACUCACGGAGCCUCCUAUGAAAUGGUCCAAAUGCUACUAAUGCAUCCUUACAUAGAUCCUUAUAUUAAAAAUGUCAAUGGAGAAACCCCGAAAGACAUAGCAACUAGGAGUUCUAGGUUUUAUAAUAUACUUGAAAUGGCCGACCCACUUCUUGAUACGGAAAGUGCCGGGAAUUUGCAUUAGAUCGAUACCUUAGAAGUUAUUUGAGAAUGUAUUUUGUGAUAAAUAACUAAUUAAAUAACUAUUCG
This is a messenger RNA of Phyllotreta striolata, 712 nucleotides long. Lineage: Eukaryota; Metazoa; Arthropoda; Insecta; Coleoptera; Chrysomelidae. The record is from the annotation of a GenBank genome assembly.